Messenger RNA from Copidosoma floridanum, 2902 nucleotides. RefSeq names its product 7-methylguanosine phosphate-specific 5'-nucleotidase. Lineage: Eukaryota; Metazoa; Arthropoda; Insecta; Hymenoptera; Encyrtidae. Gene Ontology annotation, cellular component: cytoplasm. Gene Ontology annotation, molecular function: magnesium ion binding; 5'-nucleotidase activity. The record is from RefSeq and is a predicted model, not a curated record.
AGCUGCUCCGAGAGCUCCGAAGAAUAGAAUUAGAACCCUGGCACAUUCCUUUGCUUGGCUGCCUUUCAUCCCGUUCAGAUCAACAACAACAGUACAAUCACUACUUAUAAUCGAGCGCCCAAAUAAAGAGAACUCUAAGUAAUAACGGCAGUGAUAAGAAACAUAUUUAGUAUUAAACAGGCCCCCCCCCCUCCCAAAAUUACAACUACAACAGCAGUCGUAACACCAUCACCUAAUAAUAAGUAAAAGCUGCCAUCCCAGCCCAUCGUGUUAUCAGUGGAGAGUACGCAAGCAGUGUGUAACUGUGUAUAGUGCAGUGCAUACUCGGUCACGAUUUCUCCCGACUCGUAUCAGGGGCCUUAUCCUCUAAACGUGUUGGCAGGCGAUAUAGCCAAUACACAGCUAAAGGAGCUUGCUGAUUGGUCGAAAUUGACUGUGUUGGCCUGGUGUCAGUUGUGUGUUGUGUCACCCACCGACACACUUAGAGGAUAGGGCCCCAGUUGCCGUUGAGCGCGAGGACGGUGACGAGCUCUCCUCAAUUCUCUAUUGUGUGCAGUGUGCUUAUUUCUUGUCUGCUGGAGACAGCAGUCAACGAAUUGUUCCGAUCGUGCGGGCAGUUUUCCCUGCCUCCAUCAGGAUAAAGCUUCUUCGGCACUUAUCGGUGCAAGAAGAGGAUCAGCAGCAGCAAUCAUUUCCGCCACCGCCUUGCGUAGUCGUGUCACAAUUCGUCAAUUCCUCCGCAUCAUACCAUCGAUUUUCCACAACUUCAGGAUGCCUAGAGAAUUAACGCUCGAGGAUCUGCCGACUUUAAGGUCUGCGAACGUUCACAUCAAGGACGAGGCGACGGUCCUUAACAAGAUCAACAAAAUCGUCAGGGAUGGUGCAAAUAAACUACAGCUGGUGACGGACUUCGAUCUCACGUUGACAAAGCAACACGAAAAUGGAGUGCCGAUUUUGAGCAGUUUCGGCAUAUUUAGAAAAUGUAAACAGUUACCUGAAUUUUACAAGUCUGAGACAAAAGUGAUGUAUCAAAAAUACAGAGCCAUUGAAAUAGAUCCAAAUAUUCCACUAGAGGAAAAAGUCAACGCAAUGAACGAUUGGAAUAUGUCGGCACACAAAAUGCUUCAAGGAAUUCCGUUUGACAAGAAAGAAAUAGAGGAAGUCACUGAUAGAUACGGCCAUUCACUGCGAGACAGGACAAAAGAAUUAUUUACCAAAUUAAAUGCUCUUGGUAUUCCCAUACUCGUAUUCAGUGCAGGUCUUGGUGACGUUGUUAGAACACAAUUGAGGCACCAAGAAGUGUAUAUGAAUAACGUUAACAUUAUUUCAAAUUUCUUGAAGUUCAAUGGAAGUAUGCUAGAAGGUUUUGAGAAUCCGCAAAGGUUAAUUCACGUGUUUAACAAAAAUGAACACGCUGUUGAAAAUGAGUACUUUAGAAUCAUCCAAGGACGUGUCAAUGUUGUUCUAAUGGGCGAUACAUUAGGUGAUGCCACAAUGGCUGAUGGAGUAAAAGAUACUGAAACUAUUCUUAGGAUUGGAUUUCUGUACGAUCAAGCAGAAGAAUGUUUACCGUCUUACAAGGAGGCUUUUGACAUUGUAUUAGUGGACGACCAAACUAUGAACGUAGUCUUGGAUGUUUUAAGCUCUCUUUUCUAACGCACUUUAACACCUAAUAUUAAUCUAAAUUCUAGGAUCUUUAAUCAUCCAAAAUCAUACUUUUGGAUUGUCUGUACAUUUGCUAGUUUUCAUGUUGUUAAUUUCGUGCUUAAAAUGAUCUUGUAAAUUUUUGCAUUUACAAGUGAAUGCAUCUGUGAUUCUUUUAUUAGUAAAUGAAUCAAAGUUAAGUUUGAAAGAAAAGGUGAAAACCGUCAGAGGUACAAAACGUCACCUUAGUUGAUUGGUGCAUUAAUAAAAAAAAAAAAAAAAUUAUUUGCUUUAAAGAAACUUUCGAUAUCAUUGCACUUGAAAAGAUAUCUUUGAGGCUUCUUUACUUUAAUUAAUCGAAUAUAUAUGUAUACAUAUGUCGUAUUCUGUUAGACGCACAUAUAAUUUGUGUCACAAACGCUGGUCGUAUAUAACUUUGAUUAAGAGAGCACAUCGAUUGUUGCAGAAAGUUAAGUCUCUCACUUUGAUUUUUCGUUGUAUAAGUAUAUUAAAAAAAACGUCUCGAUAAUCGUUUUAUUAUUUUUAAAUAGUUUAUUAACGAAUUAUUUACGUGAGAUUGAGUUAUUCACUUUCGAUGUGCGAAUUUUGUUUUUUAUUGAUCACAAUGAAACUCUUGGCCCAUGUAUACCAUGAAUUAGCAAAUAAAUUAUUGAUAUCGCAAUACGCGCAAAUACACAAUCGUUAUGUACCAAACGAAACAUUAUUUUACCAUAGCAACAACACUUGAAAUCGUUAUUAAUUUUGAACUUAAGAAUUCCUGCUUGUGAAAUUUCUACACUAUUAACCACUGACACUUUGAGCCAAUGAGUUGUAAAAACUCUAUUGUUUAUAAAUAUUAUUUACUAAUGCGUACACAAAAUGACACAUACAAAAUACUGUUCUAUAUAUAUAAAAAAAAAAAAAAAAAAAAAAAAAAAAAAAAUUGUAGCCUGUGUAGUCUAAAUUAUAAAGCGAAAUAAUAAUAUAUUUUUUAUUACUUACUUUUGAAAUAACUUGUUUGUGUAUUACUUGUAACAAUGCAACAUUCACGUGACCGAAAUAUUCUGCUUGGUACUUUAAACUUUAUUUAUACCUAGAAGAUUAAUUAGAUGUACAGGGAAUUUUUAAUCACUUGGAAGUUUAUAGCAUUUUUACAUUUUUAAACCUUAACUUGUUGCUUUUGUACAUAAAGUUAUAAUAGUAAAAUCAAACAAACUUAAACUAAUUAUUGAUCAAAAUAAAUAUUUGUCAAAAAAAA